This is a messenger RNA of Oncorhynchus tshawytscha (Chinook salmon), 4682 nucleotides long. Its product is annotated as E3 ubiquitin-protein ligase NRDP1. Gene Ontology annotation, cellular component: endoplasmic reticulum tubular network. Lineage: Eukaryota; Metazoa; Chordata; Actinopteri; Salmoniformes; Salmonidae. Gene Ontology annotation, molecular function: ubiquitin protein ligase activity. Bases 352 to 1308 code for a protein of 318 amino acids. The record is from RefSeq and is a predicted model, not a curated record. The transcript is spliced from 7 exons. Gene Ontology annotation, biological process: protein ubiquitination.
AAUUGGCUCAAUGAAUACGCCCCUGCUGUAGUUUAGCAAACUGCAGUAACGUUACUAUGCUAGCUAACGUUAGCUAUAGCUAACUGGGUGCCAGGUCGUAAGCUACACAUUUCAUUACCUCAACAGUGUGUAUUGUCGUCCACAGCUGAUUUGUCCGGUAUAAUGGAUUUUAAGCCAUGGAACAAAUGCAUUUUCUGAGGACGUCAUUACCCUGGACCCAGGUUGCUCCUCUCACCUUCCCAAAACUCUGCCCCUGCGGUCUGUAGUCCACAUUUUAAAUGAAGAGGAGGGCUGAGGAUUCUGGCCCAAGGAAGGAAAGACACCGGUUGUAGUUGGUUCCGGUGAUGUGCCAUGGGCUACGACGUCACCCGGUUCCAGGGGGAAGUGGAUGAGGACCUGCUGUGCCCCAUCUGCAGUGGAGUCCUAGAGGAGCCCGUUCAGGCCCCUCACUGUGAGCACGCCUUCUGCAAUGCCUGCAUCACCCAGUGGUUCUCGCAGCAGCAGAUAUGCCCCGUGGACCGCAGCGUGGUGACGCUGGCCCACCUGCGUCCCGUGCCCCGCAUCAUGCGCAACAUGCUCUCCAAGCUGCAAAUCAACUGCGACAACGCUGGCUUUGGCUGCGUUGCCAUGCUGCGCCUGGACCAGCUGCAGUCUCACCUCAGGGACUGCCAGCACAACCCCAAGAGGCCCGUCCAGUGUGAGCAGGGCUGCGGUCUGGAGAUGCCUAAAGAUGAGGCGUCUAGCCAUAACUGCAUCAAACACCUGCGCAGCGUGGUGCAGCAACAGCAGGGCAAGAUCGCAGACCUGGAGAAGGCCUCUGCUGAACACAAGCACCAGCUAGCGGAGCAGAAACGGGACAUCCAGUUACUGAAGGCGUACAUGAGGGCCAUCCGCAGUGCCAACCCCAACUUGCAGAACCUGGAGGACACCAUUGAGUACAAUGAGAUCCUGGAGUGGGUGAACUCCCUCCAGCCGGCUCGGGUCACCCGCUGGGGCGGCAUGAUCUCAACGCCAGACGCUGUCCUCCAGGCGGUCAUCAAACGCUCGCUCAUCGACAGCGGCUGCCCGCCUUCCAUCGUCAACGACCUUAUCGAGAAUGCCCACGAGAGGAACUGGCCCGCCGGCCUGGCCACGCUGGAAACGCGGCAGAUGAACCGGCGCUACUAUGAGAAUUACGUGGCCAAGCGUAUCCCAGGGAAACAGGCGGUGGUGGUGAUGGCCUGUGAGAACCAGCAUAUGGGGGAGGACAUGAUCCUGGAGCCAGGCCUGGUCAUGAUCUUUGCCCAUGGGGUGGAGGAGAUACUAUGACCCGGCUGGGGGUGGUGGAGAGCAGAGAGGGGGAGACUGACUGACCUGAAUUGAACAAAGGAGAGGAGGGAGCAGCGGAUGCUAUGACACUUAUGUCUGCGUACUGAAUGGCACCCUAUUCCCCAUAGGCCCUGGUCAAAAGUAGUGCAACUAUAUAGGGAAUAGGGUGCCAUUUUGAAUGUAGCCUAUGACACAGCAAGAGCAGGGGAAGAUCCUAUGACAGGGCAGGUUUUAAGAAGAUGAUAUGACACCAAUAGAAGGCUUUAGAGGGUUAACUAUGACAAUCGGGGGUAUGGUAGUAUCGAGUGGGGGUGUUGGAGGGAUAGGUAAAAAUUGUUGGGGGGGGGCGGAGAAAGAGUCUCCAACUAAGAGGGAAGAGGAAAUAGAAGUGUGAAGGGUAAACAUCCUGAAGGAGACACACUAAAUCAGGAUUACCCUGCUCUCUCUGCCUUAAACACGUUUAUUAUUUAGAGAAAUUAAAACUUAACAUGGAUUGAUCAGUCAUAGGAAGAAACAAACAAACAAACAAGAUUGUAGCAUAAUCUGCCUUCUCCCCGCCCACACUGCUGCUGACAAAAUAUCCCAUUGGCUGACUAUAAUGAGAUGACUCAUCGGCCCCCUCCAUAGCUUCCAGUUAUAUAUGACUCAUAGAGAAUUAUAGAGGUCUCUAGUGGCCAAAAGGCCGUAUUAGCAUGGGCAGCGCCAUUGAGGCCUUCCACCAUUUUAAUGUCGUCAACUGGGUGGGACUUCCAACAUCAUUGGCUGUGGAACCUGUUGGAGUCAUGUCCAAAAUUGACUACUUCAAAAUUGAGAUUGCCUCAAUGGCACUGCCCAUGCUGUCAGAUGCUAUAAUGGCACAGAAACAAAGAGUCCUUUCUCUCUAUGGUGUGACUUCAUCAGAAACUCAUUUAUCAAUAAUAAAGCUAACAUAUAUGCAAUCUAAGCAUACUUCAUUGCAAAGUCCAAAAACAUUUUAAUUUUUUUUUAUUGAGACUAUCUGUUGGAUUUCAAGUCAACACAUUUCUUCAGAUUGUUCUGAAGAAAGCUCAGGACCCCUUUGAGACAGAUGUGUUCUUUAGCUCUCUGUAUCUAUUACCAUGGCAUUCUCUCUUUGGGCCAGAAAAUGUGGGUUAUUUCCUGCUUAGGAGAAGGAAUGCAUGCUGGGAUUGGUUAAGUGAAUCCUAUUGGAUGUGCUCUGCUGUAUGUGAGCCCUGGGAGGCACAUAGAAAGGGGGAACUGCUGAACAAAAACACAGAGCACGUGGAUCGCUAUUGUUUGCAAGGACGUUUGGACCAACUACAUUUCCCAUCAUUACUGCAUCACCUUCCUCUUUGUCAACAACAGACCUUGUUCCUCCUUGGGAUGCAGAGCUGAUCAAGAAUGUCACUCAAAUGGUGGGAAAAGGAGUAGUGGAUGGACAGAGUCCUGGUGAAGGGUGUGGACUUGGAUUUUUUUUUAAUUAAAAAAAUUGACGGUCUUGACUUCCAUGCCUUAUAUUUUUGUAAAGUUAUUGUGUAUUUGAUUUUCUGAGUUAUUGAGUGUCCUAUGUUGAACUUUUUCUUUUAUGAUGCUAUCUAUAUAGUUGGUGUGAAGUGGGUCCAAUUUGUAUGAAAACAAAGCAUUUUAUCCACAGCAAUUAUGUAAAAAUUUACAUCAACCAAAAGUCUUCGGUUUUUGUUAAAUUAUUUUAAUUUGGUUUACCUUGUCAAAAAGCAUAAACCUAACACCACCGUAUGUCAUGUAGCUUAUUCUAAUAUGUUGUGUCCAGUCAUACAUUAAGUACUUCUCUGUGGCGUUGGUGAUUUGUAAUGUUGUUCCCGGAUGAGGUUAGGUGAUUUGUCACCCUGAAUACAUCACCACAGUGAGCAAAGAUGUUACUGCUACUUUUUUCCCUAACAGUUUAGACUAUUCUGGCUUAAAUCAUUCAAGCAGUGAUAGUCUACUGGCAUGCUUUCAUUUCAGCAUUUUUAUUGAUUAUUGUAUAACUCACUUGUUCGUUUGCGAACAAAACUAUUGAUUUGUGUUACUUCAAACUAAUGAACACAAGUUCACACACACAUUUUACCUCUGCUUAUUCUGGAAAUGAAUUAAAUUCAUUUUCUGGGGGUGACUGAAUAAAAAUUCACAUACUCACACUCAGAGGAAGUAGUUGAAGCUUAACCAAGGUCUAGACUCCUCCUGAGAGCUGCUACAAAGCUGGAACAUAGCCUUAAUCCACUUCCUCACUCUGCAUGGCUGGCUCUCUUUGCUCUGUCAGUUAGGUGCCUUGAUAUGAUACAUGUAUGGAACUAAAACUCCGGUCCUGAAGGGCUGUGUGUCGAGCCAAGUAUACAUCUCAAGCUGUUUUUUUUAAAUGUUUUUUUUUUUUUUUACAUUUCCUUUAAUGGUAUUGUACUCUUACUUCUUUUGGAUACCCAAAUCAAAGCCUUGUAAAGUGAUUUGAAGUAAUGGGGUUAGUGAGAUGAGAUCACUAAGUAGCUUGUCGAGCAUAGGUACACACAAACAUCCCUCCAAGACUUGCGUUUCAGAUCCUUACUAUUAUUCUUUGUAGUGUUAUGUGGCUUUGUCACCUGUGCAGAUUCAGUUAGAAUCAAUGGUAUGAAUAGAGGGCUUUGUUGUAUUUUCCUAGAGGAUGGAUGAACUACAAUACAGUCAACAAAAAGGAGAUGGACAAAGUGUUGAUAAAACUUCUGAAUAAUUAAUGAAGGAUUAAUGGCUAGAACCUCCACUUUACUAUUCAGAAAUCUAGAGAGCAAUGAGAGACUGGGAAAAUAUAUAUUUUGAUGUUAAAUACUGCAAUCUAGGGGGUAUUUACUAGGAACCAAAUGCAAGCAAACGGGUCAAAACGAGGACGGCUUGACCUGAACUUGUCCAAUAAGAAAGGGCUGGUUUUAGUUUCAAUGUUUUCCGUUGCGAAACAUUUUGCUACAUGCCCUUAGGAAUACACCCCUGUAGUCAAGAAGUGACUGGGGUGUAUUCAUUAUGUCUUGCAAUGGAAAUGUUUACCGUUUGAUGCAAACAGGGAGAGCCCUACCUGAAUUUGUCCAAUAGAAACUAGUUUUCACUGCAAAACAUCUUCCGUUUGCAGUGAACGGGAUCGCAACAGAAUCUGUGUAAUGAAUACACCUGUCUGCCUUUUUCACUUAUUCAUAUGCAGUAGUCUUGUAAAUGUUGUGUGUGUUACUGUGAUGAUGAUGAUUAAUAAUACCACAGAACUGGGGAAGAAUUACACAUUUAUUGUAAAUUUAAGAUUUAUUGUAAAUAGCUCCCUACAUAUCAAUAUACAUAUACUGAGGCACUUCGAUUUCUGUAUCUAUCCAUAUAAAUUUUGAUUUUGUGAGAUUUGUGGUUUCAUUAAAAGCUGAUAAGAAUUC